CUUCUCUCCCUCUUCCCCUCCCCAUCCAUCAUCCUUCACAAUGGCCUUCGGAAAGCUCUACGGUCUGCCUGACAACGGUCGCACCAUCGCCAUCCUCGUCGCGGCCAAGGCCAACGACGUUGAGUUGGAGUUGGUUAACACCCAGGCGAACUCUGCUGCUGACUUCAACAAGUCGGCCGAGUACACCAAGCUCAGCCCCCUGGGCAAGAUCCCUGCUUUCGAGGGUGCCAAUGGCUACACUCUCUCCGAGGCCAUUGCCAUCGCCGUCUACGUGACCUCCCAGAACGAGAAGACCACCCUCUUGGGUAAGACCAAGCAGGACUAUGCUUCCAUCCUCCGCUGGUUGUCCUAUGUCAACGCCGAGGUCCUCCCCCGCUUCGGUGCCUGGUACCGCCCCUUGAUGGGUCUGGACGCCUACAACAAGAAGAACGUCGACGAGGCUUCCAAGGCUGCCCUGAAGAACCUCUCCGUUCUCAACACCCACCUCACUGCCAACACCUACCUUGUUGGUGAGCGUAUCACCCUGGCCGAUUUCUUCGCUGCCGCCCUCCUCACCCGGGCCUUCGCCACCGUCUUGGACAAGACCUUCCGCUCCGAGAACCCCGCCAUCGCCAGAUGGUACCAGACCAUCAUCAACCAGCCCGCUUUCAAGGCUGUUGUUGAGAAGCCCGUCCUUGUUGACGAGAUCAUCAAGUACACCGCUCCCAAGAAGGAGGAGAAGCCCAAGAAGGAGGCUGCCCCCGCCGCCCCCGCCGCUGAGAAGCCCGCUGAGGAGGCCCCCAAGAAGGCCAAGCACCCCCUUGAGGCUCUUGGCAAGCCCGAGUUCGUCCUCGACGACUGGAAGCGUUUCUACUCUAACGAGGACACUCGCCCCACCUCCCUCCCCUGGUUCUGGCAGAACUACAAGCCCGAGGAGUACUCCUUGUGGCGUGUCGACUACAAGUACGACAACGAGCUCAAGCUCACCUUCAUGGCCAACAACCUGAUCGGUGGCUUCCACGCUCGUCUUGAGGGCUCUCGCAAGUACCUCUUCGGUGCUCAGUCCGUCUUCGGUACCAACUACGACUGCAUCAUCCGUGGUGUCUUCUUGGUCCGUGGCCAGGAGCACGCCCCUGCUUUCGAUGUUGCCCCCGACUGGGAGAGCUACAACUUCGAGAAGCUCGACCCCUCCAAGGAUGAGGACCGCAAGUACAUCGAGGACAUGUGGGCCUGGGACACCUCCGUCACCAUCAACGACAAGGAAUACCCCUGGGUUGAUGGCCACGUCUUCAAAUAAAUGACUCCGUCGGAACUCCAGACAAUUUCCCUGUCAACCUGACCUACUUUCUAGUCGGGUGAGCUUCCAGAUGAGACCCGGCUCCAUGAAAACCACGCCACCCUACCUCUCUUUAAGGUGAAAAGUGUUCCCGGUCAGCUGGGUUGGACGUUUUGACAUCCCCCCGCCUGUCCGCUCUUCUGCCUUGCCUCCUCCCGCCUUAAUGUCUACGCUGUCCACGUGGAACGGUUUACGUGUUUUCAUUCUUCGAAGCUUUUUUUUUUUUACCAAAAAUUUUGAU
Aspergillus steynii IBT 23096 is the source of this 1556-nucleotide messenger RNA. RefSeq names its product putative translation elongation factor eEF-1 subunit gamma. The coding region runs from base 41 to 1276 and encodes 411 amino acids. Gene Ontology annotation, biological process: translational elongation. Gene Ontology annotation, cellular component: cytoplasm; nucleus. NCBI's taxonomy places the organism in Eukaryota, Fungi, Ascomycota, Eurotiomycetes, Eurotiales, Aspergillaceae. The record is from RefSeq and is a predicted model, not a curated record. Gene Ontology annotation, molecular function: translation elongation factor activity. The transcript is spliced from 4 exons.